CUUGUUAGGUAUUCUUUCAUUCUUCCUUGCCUUCACCACUGAAUCAACAUGGCACCGGUCUCAGCAUGUCUGGUUUAUGCUUUGGCCUUAUUUGUUCUAAUCAGUGUUGCACUAGCUGAAUACGAGCCUUAUACGCCCGUCUACAAGGAAACUCCAUACAAGAAACCAGUUGUAGAGGUUACUGCAGAAGUGUAUCUUCCAAAAUAUGAAGCUCCUAAAUACGAAGCACCUGCUUACGUGGCUCCCAAAUACGAAGCACCAAAGUACGAAGCACCAAAGUACGUAGCUCCAAAAUAUGAAGCACCAAAGUACAUCGCUCCCAAAUAUGAAGCACCAAAGUACGAAGCAUCAAAGUACACUCCUAAAUACGAAGCACCAAAAUACACUCCUAAGUACGUCUACACAUCUCCACCACCACCGGUUUACGUCGCCCCCAAAUAUGAAGCACCAAAAUACACCCCUAAGUACGUCUACGCAUCUCCACCACCACCGACUUACGUCGCCCCCAAGUACGAAGCACCGGUGUACACCCCAAAGUACGUCUACGCAUCUCCACCACCAUCGGCUUACGUCGCUCCCAAGUACGAAGCACCAAAGUACACCCCUAAGUACCUCUAUGCAUCUCCACCACCACCGGCUUACGUCGCUCCCAAGUACGAAGCACCAAAGUACACUCCUAAAUACGUCUACCCAUCUCCACCAUCACCGGCUUACGUCGCUCCCAAGUACGAAGCACCAAAGUACACUCCUAAAUACGUCUACGCAUCUCCACCACCACCGGCUUAUGUCUCUCCCAAGUACGAAGCACCAAAGUACAUCCCUAAAUACGUCUACGCAUCUCCACCGCCACCAGCUUACGUCGCUCCCAAAUACGAAUCACCAAAGUAUACUCCUAAAUAUGCCAACCCAUCUCCACCACCACCGGCUUACGUUGCUCCUUAUUACUGAAAAUCUUAGUGCUUAUCUCCAAGAGUUUUCUACUGCCCCCUUGGAAUACACCGUGUACCUAGCCAACAACAUUCAUACAGUGUUACAUCGUUUGUAACGUAUGUACCUGGCAUCCCCUCGUUCACCAAACUGUAAUUUGAUUUAUGUCGUGAGUUUGAAUUGUUUUUAGUUCUGCAAUUUGCAGCCAAAUGCAAUUUUUAUAGGUUGCAGAUAUAUGUUCGCUAAUGGAAUUUCAUUUCCUUUU
Papaver somniferum (opium poppy) is the source of this 1192-nucleotide messenger RNA. Its product is annotated as extensin-2-like. Lineage: Eukaryota; Viridiplantae; Streptophyta; Magnoliopsida; Ranunculales; Papaveraceae. Bases 49 to 948 code for a protein of 299 amino acids. The record is from RefSeq and is a predicted model, not a curated record. The transcript is spliced from 2 exons.